UGUGCUCUGCUCCAGCUGCCCUAUCUCUUUAAAUAAAAAAGAGCUGUUGUGCGUGUGCGCGCGCGUGUGUGGAGGAGAAAUUACGAGACCGAGAGGGCCACUCGGCUGUGGAGGAGGACUUGGCUAAUGAAAACACAACAGAGACGCUCAUUCGAUUAGAUUUUACCGGUUUUGACGGCUGUGUACUGUUUCCCUGUACGUACGGCUGAUGCUGAUUUGGGACCCGGUGCUCUUCUUGUAUCUAUGGGCUCGGUAGGCGCAUCUCUCGCCUCCCGCUAGGACAUAACGGGCUGGGCAGCCGCCUAAUAAAUAAUAAUUAUUUAUUUCUCGCUCUCUGCGCCGCAACGUUGGGUGAAACCUGAUCGAGAGACAGCAUCAAUAACAGCGUGCUGAUCAUGGAUUAAUAACCGAGUGCAUUUUCAUCUGAGAGGUUCCAAAUGUUGAACAUGUCCACCCCCAGCGAGCUAAAGUCUCCAUGUGUGACUCGCAACGGUAUGGUGAAGUUGCCCCCCAGCCAGCCCAAUGGUUUGGGCAGCGCGAGCAUCACUAAGGGGACACCUGCUGCCAAGAACCGCCUGUGCCAGUCCUCCUCAGUACCUUCCAUCCUGCCUCCUCCACCAUCUUCCCUUCCCUACCACCACCACCACCACCUGGAUGGCCCUGGCAUGCCCCACUCAGCAGCCUCUCUCUUGGGCUCUGACCUGGACCCUGGAAAACCUCUGGUGGGCUUGAAGCCAUCCCUUCGCCAGCUUCCCCCUCUCACUCUGCCCAAACCCAUGCUUCUGGAGCGCCAGCUUGUCCUGGAUGAGAAGCUGCUGAAUCGACUGCUCUGGUACUUCACCACUGCUGAAAAGUGUGUGCUGGCGCAGGUUUGCAAAACAUGGCGCAAAGUGCUGUACCAGCCCAAGUUCUGGGAAGGCGUGACACCCAUCUUGCAUGCCAAGGAGCUAUAUACCCUGCUGCCCAGUGGGGAGAAGGAGUUUGUCAGUCUGCAGGCCUUUGCUCUACGUGGCUUCCAGUCUUUCUGCUUAGUGGGUGUGUCAGACCUGGACAUUUGUGAGUUCAUUGACAACUACCCACUGUCCAAGAAGGGUGUUCGCUCAGUCAGCCUCAAGAGGUCCACUAUCACAGAUGCUGGCUUGGAGGUCAUGUUGGAACAAAUGCAAGGUCUGAUGCACCUUGAGCUGUCGGGCUGCAACGACUUCACGGAGGCCGGUCUGUGGUCCAGUCUGAAUGCCCGGCUAACUUCCCUUAGUGUCAGUGACUGUAUCAAUGUGGCAGAUGACGCCAUUGCUGCUAUCUCACAGCUCCUGCCCAACCUAUCAGAAUUGAGCCUGCAGGCCUACCACGUCACUGACACAGCCAUGGCCUACUUCACAGCCAAACAGGGCUACACCACCCACACUCUGCGGCUGCACUCCUGCUGGGAGAUCACCAAUCAUGGUGUAGUCAACAUGGUGCACAGCCUUCCCAACCUGACUGCCCUGAGCCUCUCUGGCUGCUCCAAGAUCACUGACGACGGUGUGGAGCUGGUUGCUGAGAACCUGCGUAAGCUCCGCAGCCUGGACUUGUCCUGGUGCCCUCGGAUCACUGACAUGGCUCUGGAGUACAUUGCCUGUGACCUGCAUAAACUGGAAGAACUGGUGCUGGACAGGUGUGUGCGGAUCACAGACACUGGCUUGGGCUACUUGUCUACCAUGUCAUCACUAAGGAGCCUGUAUCUGCGCUGGUGCUGCCAGGUGCAAGAUUUUGGACUGCAGCAUUUGUUUGGAAUGAGGAGUCUUCGCCUACUGUCUCUUGCAGGCUGUCCCCUGCUGACCACCACUGGUUUGUCGGGCCUCAUCCAGCUGCAGGAGCUGGAGGAGCUGGAGCUGACCAACUGCCCCGGAGCCACCACCGAGCUCUUCAAAUACUAUUCCCAGCACCUACCCCACUGCAUGGUCAUUGAGUAAGACCACUGACCCACCCCGCCGACCAACUGACUGAACGACCGCCAUACUUCAACCUUCCUCCUCUUUACUCUUCCUCACUCUUUUCUUAAAUACUAGCCAGGAGACUGAGCUGCUCCUACCGUACCACACCAUUCCUCAUUACCUGCCCCUACCCCUGCCCGUCUUCCUCCACACCCCAUUGAGUAGACUGACCCACAGGCGGACAGAGAGGCAGGAACGAUGGUGAUGGCACAUGCCAGACCCACAGGGUGAUGGGAUGGUUUUUGAGCUUCAUUUAAGAAGAUGCUGCAGUGAAGAGGCUUGGUGUGAUGUCUUGUCUGACAGCAAGUUUCUUUGUCAGAAUUGAAACAAGGCUUAUGUUUAUGGAGGAGAGCUUCUCUAAAGACUGUGGAGACAAAUGGGUCCUGAAGAGAGUGAUAUAUGCAGAUAAACAUGCAGCGUAAAACAGAUAGGAAAGG
Monopterus albus (swamp eel) is the source of this 2410-nucleotide messenger RNA. RefSeq names its product F-box and leucine-rich repeat protein 16 (gene fbxl16). The record is from RefSeq and is a predicted model, not a curated record. Bases 438 to 1952 code for a protein of 504 amino acids. The transcript is spliced from 7 exons. Lineage: Eukaryota; Metazoa; Chordata; Actinopteri; Synbranchiformes; Synbranchidae. Gene Ontology annotation, cellular component: SCF ubiquitin ligase complex. Gene Ontology annotation, molecular function: protein binding. Gene Ontology annotation, biological process: SCF-dependent proteasomal ubiquitin-dependent protein catabolic process.